Molecule: messenger RNA, 717 nt
Organism: Impatiens glandulifera
Lineage: Eukaryota; Viridiplantae; Streptophyta; Magnoliopsida; Ericales; Balsaminaceae
Product: E3 ubiquitin-protein ligase RSL1-like
Exons: 4
Coding region: 1-717 (238 amino acids)
Biological process (GO): positive regulation of proteasomal ubiquitin-dependent protein catabolic process; ubiquitin-dependent protein catabolic process; protein polyubiquitination
Cellular component (GO): cytoplasm; ubiquitin ligase complex
Molecular function (GO): ubiquitin protein ligase activity; zinc ion binding; ubiquitin conjugating enzyme binding
Source: RefSeq, a predicted model, not a curated record
AUGGAUCAAGAAUCAAACUACUCCAUCUGCGAAAUCUGUGCAGAGAAGAAAGAGAUGAUCCAACUCAACACUUGCUCACAUUCAUUCUGCAGCGAUUGCAUAACCCAUCACAUUACAACCAAACUCAAUGAAAAUGCGAAACUCAUAUCAUGCCUCGGCUAUAACUGCGCAGGAACACUCGAUCUCGACUCGAUUCGGCCAUGGAUUUCAUCUGAAUUAGCUGUAAGUUGGGAAGAGAUGUUAUGUAAGUCGAUGAUUCCUGAAUCGGAGAUGUAUUAUUGUCCAUUUAGUGAUUGUUCUGUUAUGAUGGUUGAUGAUAGUAAUGGGAAAGAAACUAUUACACAAGCUGAAUGUCCUUUAUGUCAUAGAUUGUUCUGUGUACAAUGUAGAGUUCCAUUUCAUGUGGGUAUUGAAUGUGAUGAGUUCUUGAAACUUGAUAAAGAUGAGAGAGGAUUGGGAGAUUUGAUGGUUCGUGAAUUGGCGGCUAAAAAUAAGUGGAGGCGUUGCCCUAAUUGUAGAUUCUACGUGGAGAAGAAGGAAGGAUGUUUGCAUAUAACAUGCAGGUGCGGCUUUCAAUUCUGUUAUGCUUGUGGAGCCAAUUGGAGUACAAAUCAUGGGGAUGGAAGAAGGCCAAAACCUCAAGUCAUUGCUCUUCCGAAGCUCAUUAGAGUUCCGUUUCAGGGAAGAUUCGCGUCUCCCGUCUCGCUAAGCACUUAG